UCCCGGGUUAAAAUUUAGUUGGCCUUGGACUCUCUCAUACAGGGGUGGGUGCAUAUGGCACAAGCAUAAUUGGUCAGUGAUAUCAAUAUUAGUAAGACCUGAGAGACAAACAGGUAUCAGAGCCGCGAUGAAGACUUUGUGUGUUGCUGUUGUUGUGUUGAGUCUCACCUCAGUGUGUCAGCCUGCCUCGCUGGCCUGUGAGAAGCUGUUGAAGCCAGCAGACACAAGUCCAGAAUUUUCCGGGACCUGGUAUGUCAUAGCAGUAUCCUCAGGCAGCUGUUUUGUCAUGGCAUUGCUGGAUGCAAUGUUUUUGAUAAGUGUUAAGGUGGGCAUUGACUCAAAGGAGACGCCGAACCUCUAUGAUGCCCACUUCACGGUUAAAAUAAAUGGAUUAUGCACAAAUGCAUCGGUACCCUUAUUCUUUGUGAACAACACCAUAUUUGAUGCCGACGGAAACAAUGUCCCAACUGGCAAAGUAGCAGUGCUGCAGUACAGUGGUUGUCCCGACUGCUAUGUGGUGAAGGGAGAUGAUGACACUGACGCUAUGAUGCUCACAAGUAGGAGACAGAAUCUCACUGCAGCUGAGCUGAAGGAGUUUGAGACACAGUCACGGUGUCGCGGCUGGACCAAAACAAUAGUCUUAAACUCAGAUCACAACUAUGCAGACUGCCCGUCCAUUGAUGAUGCUGGCAAUACUGAUACUUCCGGAUUUUCAGACAUUCUCUAUGAAAGACUCAGUGCCAAUUAUCAAGAGCCCCUCAAGUGUCUUGUACCAGAUCUUAUUAGCAAACCCUGGCAGUGGAUUCAGAGUUUUUGGUGAAUGCGUCAGGGCAUUACUACAACAAAUGUUCACUCACACCAAUCGUGUUUUUGUCAAAUGGCACAACCCUUCUUAAGAUGUAAAGUCUUGAAGGGAAUUGAUUAAUGUGUGGUUCACAAGUCAUAGACCCUUAAACACAUCUGUCUUUUCUUUAAAGUACAGCUUUUUUUUCAGAUAACAUUACAAUCAAUUAUACUACAAUCGAGUGUUCACCAAUAUACCUUUGGACAAAAAUAUUUUUGUGUUAGAAAGUUGAGUCAUGAUCUGCAGCCAGUCAUUAUGACAUUACAGCACAACAGCUUUUACAUCUGCGUCAAUAUGUGAUUAAAUUGCACAAUAUUGCAAGAGUAGAGCAUAAAAAAUAUUAUGUAAGUGUCCCGCUUUACCUGAAAACUCCGUCCCUGUGUACUUUCAGCAGACAUUCAGCAAACAUUUGCACGUUGCAAUGUGCCUGAAAUAAACUUAAAUUUACAAUAAAGAUGAUAAUGUGCAUUCUUGUUUUGAAAUGUGAU
This is a messenger RNA of Acanthopagrus latus (yellowfin seabream), 1332 nucleotides long. RefSeq lists its product as uncharacterized. Lineage: Eukaryota; Metazoa; Chordata; Actinopteri; Spariformes; Sparidae. The record is from RefSeq and is a predicted model, not a curated record. Bases 128 to 820 code for a protein of 230 amino acids. The transcript is spliced from 6 exons.